AUGGUGCUCUCCCGGGCCGUCUCGGACACCGACGUGUCGGUGCACUCCACGUUCGCCUCGCGCUAUGUCCGGUCGUCUCUCCCGAGGUACCACAUGCCGGAGAAGUCGAUCCCCAAGGAGGCGGCGUACCAGAUCAUCAACGAUGAGCUGAUGCUGGACGGCAACCCGCGGCUGAACCUGGCGUCGUUCGUCACGACGUGGAUGGAGCCCGAGUGCGACAAGCUCGUCAUGGCCUCCAUGAACAAGAACUACGUGGACAUGGACGAGUACCCCGUCACCACCGAGUUCCAGAACCGGUGCGUGAACAUGAUCGCGCAUCUCUUCCACGCGCCACUGGGUGAGUCGGAGACGGCCGUGGGCGUGGGCACGGUGGGUUCAUCGGAGGCCAUCAUGCUGGCGGGGCUGGCCUUCAAGAGGAAGUGGCAGAACAAGCGCAGGGCCGAGGGCAAGCCAUUCGACAAGCCCAACAUCGUCACAGGCGCCAACGUCCAAGUCUGCUGGGAGAAGUUCGCCAGGUACUUCGAGGUGGAGCUCAAGGAGGUGAAGCUGCGGGAGGGGUACUACGUGAUGGACCCGGAGCAGGCGGUGGAGAUGGUCGACGAGAACACCAUCUGCGUCGCGGCGAUCCUAGGCUCGACGCUCAACGGCGAGUUCGAGGACGUGAAGCGCAUCAACGACCUGCUCGAAGAGAAGAACAAGGAGACAGGGUGGGAGACGGCGAUCCACGUGGACGCGGCGAGCGGCGGCUUCAUCGCGCCGUUCCUGUACCCGGAGCUGGAGUGGGACUUCCGGCUGCCGUGGGUGAAGAGCAUCAACGUCAGCGGCCACAAGUACGGCCUCGUCUACCCCGGCAUCGGCUGGUGCGUCUGGCGCACCAAGGACGACCUGCCGGACGACCUCGUCUUCCACAUCAACUACCUCGGCACCGACCAGCCCACCUUCACGCUCAACUUCUCCAAGGGCUCCAGCCAGGUCAUCGCGCAGUACUACCAGUUCAUCCGCCAAGGCUUCGAGGGGUACAGGAACAUCAUGGAGAACUGCCAGGAGAACGCCAUGGUGGUCAAGGAGGGCCUGGAGAGGACGGGCCGCUUCAACAUCGUGUCCAAGGACCAAGGCGUGCCGCUCGUGGCCUUCUCCCUCAAGGACCACACCCGCCACGACGAGUUCGAGGUCUCCGACAUGUUGCGCCGCUUCGGCUGGAUCGUGCCGGCGUACACCAUGCCCGCCGACGCGCAGCACGUCACGGUGCUCCGCGUCGUCAUCCGGGAGGAGUUCAGUCGCACCCUCGCCGAGCGCCUCGUCCUCCACAUCGACACCGUCAUGAACCAGCUCGACGCGCUCCCGUCCAACAGCGUCUGCCAGUAA
Molecule: messenger RNA, 1365 nt
Organism: Triticum dicoccoides
Lineage: Eukaryota; Viridiplantae; Streptophyta; Magnoliopsida; Poales; Poaceae
Product: glutamate decarboxylase 1-like
Exons: 5
Coding region: 1-1365 (454 amino acids)
Biological process (GO): L-glutamate catabolic process
Cellular component (GO): cytosol
Molecular function (GO): glutamate decarboxylase activity; pyridoxal phosphate binding
Source: RefSeq, a predicted model, not a curated record